This is a messenger RNA of Coffea eugenioides, 214 nucleotides long. RefSeq lists its product as uncharacterized. The record is from RefSeq and is a predicted model, not a curated record. Lineage: Eukaryota; Viridiplantae; Streptophyta; Magnoliopsida; Gentianales; Rubiaceae. The transcript has 3 exons. The coding region runs from base 16 to 198 and encodes 60 amino acids.
AGCGAUCAGCAGCAAAUGUCGCCUCCUCCUGGACCCUACUCCGGCACCAGCACUCUCGCCUUGGUGGCUCGUGCUUCAGCCUUCACGUUUGGAGUCGUCUAUGGAAAUUUGAAGCUUAAGUAUCUUAAGGCCAGAAUAUUGCAAAACCCAUUCUGGCUACGUAUCCUUCUCAAAUGUCUCAAAUGGCCCUGCUUCUGAUCAUUCCGUUGUGAAG